AUGUAUGUGCUCACCGACGUUUGGCCAUACAAGGAUGCCAAGCUCGAGAAGGAAAUCUUGGACGAUGUAUUCGAGAAAUUGGCCAAGGUUGACGAGGAGAACAAGAAAAAUGGCACAUUUACCAAGCAUGCGGAGGACGCAAAGCCCUUCUUCCUCACAAUAGGCCCGUGA
Messenger RNA from Marasmius oreades (fairy-ring Marasmius), 171 nucleotides. RefSeq lists its product as uncharacterized. The coding region runs from base 1 to 171 and encodes 56 amino acids. NCBI's taxonomy places the organism in Eukaryota, Fungi, Basidiomycota, Agaricomycetes, Agaricales, Marasmiaceae. The record is from RefSeq and is a predicted model, not a curated record. The transcript has a single exon.